AUGUCGCCUGGAGAAUCGUCAGACGUGCAGUCAGACAACUCUUGUCUCUCCGGGUCGUCCUUAGCACCACCGUCCACGACGUCCACUUCGUUACUCGACUCCGCCGUGCACCUCGCUCAUGCAUUGGCUCCUUCUGAACAGCACGACAGAAGACGGAGCUUAGGUUUGAUUGACGCUGCUCGUGUGAGGUUCACCAGAGAUUUUCAGUCUCUCGUUCGCUCCAACAGCAAGCCCCAGCGUGUCCAUACCCUCUUGUCUGUCCAGACGCGAGCGCCUGAAGAUCCCAGAUUCGCCUUCCGGGGUAGUGACAAAAACCUGAACACACGGCUCGCAAACUUGGAUACACAAAUGAUGGAGCUCCUACCAGAAGAGAGGCAGGGAAGGGGAUUGGGAACGAGGAUCGUUAAUUUUUUGAGUCGAUCGCGUUCGCGUUCUCGCUCAAAGAAACGUCGGUCGCGCUCCCUCGACGCCGCCGUCAGCCACAUGCCGAUGCCUCUAGCCAGGGAACCUAUUGCCGCGCAUGCGCGCCGUGCAAGCAUAGAGGACGAGGAUGAGUAUACAGGUGCAUCGUCUUCCGCUCCACGGCCGACUACACGCAGCGUUUCCCGACCCUUGUCUUCCGCAACGAACACUACUGUCAAGCCGCUACCCAGGACACCGACACCAGCUGACCCUCGUGCUACGGCACUUCCAAAACCUCGUUCCACCCCAGUCUACAAAAACACAGUCAUUGAACCCACCUCUCUGUCUUCUAAGGGAAAGAAGAUGAACCUCUUCGGGCUUUCCAUCUCCAGUCCGCGGAAGGCGUCCUUCGAGGACAGCGGAAAGCCCAAGUCUCGACCUCCUACUCCUGGAUCAGCGCCCGCUGCCUUACUCCCCAGUAGCGUAACCAGCAACCAUCCUCUCUGGGGCUCACAUUCCGGUUCAGGAUCCACCUCUCAUAAGUCCCAUGAGGAAUCGAACAAGCGUCCGUCAUUGGACAUCGAGAGAACGAUCAAGGACCGUCGGUUAGAUUCCGGCAAGCCUUCUCGCCCCAACGUCGUUGCGCCUGCCGCGCGCCCUCCCCCAAUCCAUCUACUGACCACCCGCGGCGAGUAUCUGGAACGAAACCACGACACCGAUACAGAGACAAUUGACCUGGGAGGGAGGUGCUCUCCGCUGUGUGGGUUGCGAACACCGAGGCUUACCGGUGCGCCCUCUGACAGGGAGAAGGAGGCAAUGUGGGGUUCGCGUGAACGAUCGCGAGAGAAGGAGCGGGAGGGGAUUCGGUGGAAGGAGAAAGAGAGGGAGAGGGAUCGCGAACACAUCACGCACCCCCGCAGAGUUGGUUCACCCGCUCUCCGGGAGCGUGAGCGAGAAUCCAGAUCAACCGUUGGCCCGGUGCCCGUGGAGAAGGUCGCCAGUGGGAGUGGGACCAGCAAGCAGAGCAGAACCCGGGACGCUUUACCCGGCGCUAAUGGGAAUGCCGCCGCGAUAGCUGCUAGGGCAAACCGGACCAAACAUGGCAGCUUCGACUUCGAACGCCCUCUGUCAGCUAAUGCAGUCGUGACCAGCGAUAUGAAGGCCGCGUUGACCCAAAUGGGCAUUGGGGAUACGGACAAGCCUCACGCCAUGCAGCGCAGCCACAGUACAAGGGCGCUGGCUUCUUCACAGGACAAAACCAAGACAAAACCAAAACUGGACGUCAACACGUCCAGCUACUUCCUCACACGACGCGUAACCGGGAGCUCAACUGCGACGUCUAAUCCUCCCCGCUCACACCAGGUACACCACUCUCGCGGUAACAGCCAUCACAAUGACUCCGACAAGGAACCUAUUUCGCCCACCUCAUCGCAUUCAUCUGGGAAGAACUCCAGUUGGGGCCGGAGUGCGGGCAAACGCAUGGCGCGGCCGACUCAUGGACCGUUCAAGUUUGAGCCCGCGGUGCCUCCCAUCCCCGGUUCUCCCGCUGACGAGCGGAAACGCCCCGUUGUCCCGAAUGGCCCCCGCGGCGUGAGCUCUCAGGAAGCGCAGUCUCGCCAUCCUCGGGUUGCAGGCAAAGGUCGCUCGCUGGACCUGGGCCUGGGCCUGUCGUGGGCACCGACGCGCCUGCGCGAGAACGCACUGCUGCAGAUUGGGGGUGUGGGAACGACUGUAGGUGGGAGUACGGCUGCGGCAGUAAGGGCCCGGGCGAGAUGGAGGGGCGCUACCGUUGAUGAAGAGGGCCGAUUGAGCGCAGAUGGGUCCGUCGCCGCCGCAGAUGUGGCUGCAGCGUUUCGCGAGGCGCUGGGGGACGCGGCGUAUGCGACAUUCAAAACCUUUGUUCAUCGGUUCGAUGCUCAUGCCAUACCGCUAGACGGUCCAUUCGGUCUUCUUUUGCACGUACAAAGGCUUCUUGACUCUGCUCCUGGCCUUGACGAGCGAGGAAAGCGGGUUCUCCUGGACAGAUUCGUCCAUGUUGUCCAGGAGAACCACUGA
Sparassis crispa is the source of this 2457-nucleotide messenger RNA. RefSeq lists its product as hypothetical. The transcript has 6 exons. Bases 1 to 2457 code for a protein of 818 amino acids. The record is from RefSeq and is a predicted model, not a curated record. Lineage: Eukaryota; Fungi; Basidiomycota; Agaricomycetes; Polyporales; Sparassidaceae.